Messenger RNA from Coccomyxa subellipsoidea C-169, 1655 nucleotides. RefSeq lists its product as hypothetical. Lineage: Eukaryota; Viridiplantae; Chlorophyta; Trebouxiophyceae; Coccomyxaceae. Bases 151 to 1251 code for a protein of 366 amino acids. The record is from RefSeq and is a predicted model, not a curated record. The transcript is spliced from 9 exons.
GUGACAAAAACCACUGAUCCCUUGAGAAUAUCCAUACAAUCAGGGCAGCGGGAAGUUACGUUGCUUGUGCGAAAGCCUGGCCUGCUCGGAACGCAACGCCGGCAUCUCUGGUACCUUGAAAGUCCCUUUGGGCGUCAUAGGCCGCACGAUAUGAUCCCCAUUCUGUUGAUCCUUGGCGCUGGUGCCGCUUUAGAGAUCAAACGCCUUGCAUCGAGGUCUCAUGGCGAUGAGAAUACCCAAGCCCUGCGAGAGAGGGAAAAGCAAUUGAAAGAUAUUCUGCAGGCGCUCCGAAAGGAGUUAGACAAGGAGAAAGUAGAGCACGCAGCAGAAAUUGUCAAGAACGAGGUCCUGCAGCAGCAGGCAGGGGAGCUUUCGGAGCAGAAGGAGGAGCUGGAGUUGCAGGGUGAGGCGCUCAGGAGGGAGAAUGAUGCUCUCAGAAGCAGAGCAGAGGCCUUGGCCCAAAGUGCAGAAUCCCUACUGGCUGAAAAAGGAGGCAUCCAGCACCAGCUGGAAAACCUCAAGAUUGAGAGCAAGAAGGAGGCAGAAAAGGCUGCAGAGGCAGAGGCUGAAUUGCGAAGGGACAUUGCCGAGACACUAGAGCGUUUCACGGCUGGCGAGAUUGAUGCUGAUGGCUUCCUGGACGAUCUGAGGGACAUGGGCAUAGAUGUGGAGUGCACAGUUGACCAGCUGACACUCACCUCCAGGCAAACGGAGUCUACCUCCUCCGCGCCCGGCUGGAGCGAGUCUAUGAGGCUGGUGUGCGGCUCUUCUGAGCAGAUGGCGCAGCUCAUCAGCGCAGGCUCCCUGCGCAACGACGCCCACCUCGACAGGAGCGCAAGUGUCCUGCGCAGCAUCCAGAACACGCCCAGGGAGUCAACGCUGACCCCCCGCUUCUCGCUGCCUAGCAACCUUGCCACUCUCACUCCACGCCUCUUCAACAAAGACCCCUCGGUUGCCGAGCCGGCCGCGCUGCCGCCGCUGCGGCAGCCGGAGAAGGAGCCGGAAGACAAGGCAGGAACGCCCCCGAACUCCUACACCGUGGAGGCCAACUCCCUCGUCUUCACCAAACCCGCCAAGGCGCCCCCCUGCCAGAAGCCGCCGAUGGUCCCCCGGCUGGGCCUGAACGUGGCUCUGGGCAGCUCUGCUCCGCCCAGCUCUGAGAAGGCCGCGCUGGCUUCCCUCGCCUUCCCUUCUGACGAUGAGGCCGCCCUGGGGCGUCCCUCCCUGGACAUCGUUGCAGCAGGACCCUGAGAUACACCGUUGCAGGUCGCUGAUGCUGAGUUGUCAUUGGUCUGCACAUCAUUUGGCCCUCAAUGAAACAGCUUUGGCCAGUCACUGCAGCAGCCUCUAAGGUCCGGGAUGCCUUCAUACCUGCUGCCCAAUGGCCAAAAUAAAAGUUCUUCAGUGCUCAGAACAAUGCGGUAGAUGACAUGUUGAUUCAUGCUGUUGACAAACACUGCAAAUGAGACUUCUUACAAGUACUGCUAUUGCUUAAGAGGUUCAUCCAAUUAACUAAUCUGUGGUCUCGGUGGUGGGAGGACUGCAAAUGGAUGCCAUAAUUUUGCGGCCACACACUUGUCUCCAUUUGUGCGCAUUGUGUUCUCGUUUGCCAGCUGUUGGAGCUCCAGAAUUGAUAUGAUUUAAACAAUAUUGCU